AUGUACAGAUUGGCUUCAGUUCUUUUCUACUUCCUUAUUGUUGGUAAUUAUAAUGGAUCUUUGGCAGUACCCACUAAUAGUGCGAGUCCUGGAAUUAAAGCGGAGGACUUGGAGACCCGCUGUACCGAGCAUUGCUUCUCUAAGAUGAGUUCAGUGAUGGAUUACGUUGCUGCCAACCAGGAGAGAUGGAAUACCUGUCAGGAAGUCACAGAGAAUGCCACCCGUGCGGAUCAGAACCUGAUUCUUAUCCAGAUGGCAUCCCUGCAAGAGGCUGUAACCAACGUAAAGACUUCCCAGGAGUCCCAGGACGAAAAGUUGGACAGGAUGGAUAGGCAGCAAAUCGCCAUGCAGGAAUCUUUACCGAAGGUAGUCUCCCAAGACCUUGAGGGAAAACUAGGCAGUAUGGAGACCCAACUUACAGACCUACAAAAUGAACUGGCAUCUAUGCAAAUCAAUAUAAACACCCAUCACUUAGUAAGUAAGGAAACACAGACAUCCCAAGCAUCAAUUCAAGAAGUUUUAAGCAGCCUAAAGGAUUCUUUGGAGUCCAAGUAUAUAAAGCUGGAGAGGCAGCAGAUCGCCAUGCAGGAAUCUUUAAAGCUGAUAGUCGCUCAGGACUUUGAAAAAAAACUUUCCAGGUCGGAGGCUCAUCUGACAAGUCUUGAAAAUAAUCUGCAGUCUAUGCAGUCCAAGAUGGACAACCAUCUCGCAGCAAUAAGCGAAACCCUUUCUAAACUCAAUACAAAAUAUAUACCACCUGGAUUCAAGCUGAUUGGAUCAAGGUACUUUCACAUCCAAGAAGAUAUUAAGCUGAAUUGGGCUGAUGCUCAGGACAGCUGCCGUCGAAUGGGAGGACACUUGGGCUCAAUUCAAAAUAGUGAGGAAUUCGAUGCCAUCGUUGCGGAGCUCAAGGAUACGGAGAAAUACUUUCUAGGCAUCAACGAUCGGGCCAGUAAGGGAGACUUUGUGUCGGUGGCCUCGGGAAGACCAGCUUCCUUUUUCAAGUGGUUUCCUGAUGAACCCGAAUACAAUAACGACCGAGAGCGCUGUAUUGCCAUCAAAGGCGGGUACAUGUUUGUGAACAAUUGUACAUAUAAAAAAAGAUUUAUUUGCCAGACCGAUGACAAAAUCUAA
Molecule: messenger RNA, 1134 nt
Organism: Drosophila subpulchrella
Lineage: Eukaryota; Metazoa; Arthropoda; Insecta; Diptera; Drosophilidae
Gene: lectin-24A
Exons: 1
Coding region: 1-1134 (377 amino acids)
Molecular function (GO): signaling receptor activity
Source: RefSeq, a predicted model, not a curated record